Molecule: messenger RNA, 1334 nt
Organism: Plutella xylostella (diamondback moth)
Lineage: Eukaryota; Metazoa; Arthropoda; Insecta; Lepidoptera; Plutellidae
Source: RefSeq, a predicted model, not a curated record
UUAAUAUAGUAGGCAGUUAAAAGUGUAAGUGAAGUUUUUUGUUAAUAAUGCCGAAACGCAAGAAAAAUCAUAAGGAAUCAAAGGAAGAACGUUGGAGGCGGAAAUUACAAAAAUAUGAAGGUAGAUUGGAACACAGAAUACGUAGCACAGUAACAGCGGUGGUGUAUCCCACUGAUGACGAAGAUAUUCAAGUUCAAGAUAUAUUACCUGAAUCAUCGCAAUACCCCGUAGACAAUCCGGUGGAAAAUCCAAUCGAAUCUCAAUCAGUGGAAGGCUCACAAACAGAAAUUCCGCCGUUACCGCCCCCGUCCUCCGGGGAACCUAACAGUGGAUCCCAACCAGUAGAAACCCAGAUAUUAGAAAACGGGAUCACAACGGAAAUCGGACCGGAACAAAACAAUAAUAAUGAGGAUUUGUUUGAUACUGAAUUACUCAACAUCUUGGGGGACUUUGAAGUAACAUCAGAAGAAUGGGGUGACGAUCUUCAAGAAGGCGUAAGCAAGAGAUUUCAACAAAUCUUACAAGAAGGCCUUAAAAAAGAGGUGAAAGAGGAACUUAACAAGAAGUACUUGUUUCCAAAGAAUACACCUUUUUGUAAGGCGCCAACUCUAAACCCGGAGAUUAAUACUAUGCAGGCCAUGACUGAAUCCUUUAAGCAAAGAGACAAACACAUGAUGUCUAAGCAAAAUCAACUCGGAAAAGCAUUAUCCGUGUUAGGAGGGGCACUAACUGCUGUUUUGAAAAAAAACCCAAACAUUUCAGACGUGGUUCGUAUUCUUAAUGAUUGCGGCAAACUUAUCGCCGAUUCACAUUAUAUGGAGACAUAUACUCGCCGAUCAAUGGUUAUACCAUUGUUAGAUAAAUCACUUGUCGAACCGUUUAAACUUAAUGGACAUUGUAAAGACGUCCAAUACUAUGAAGAAGACAGGCACUAUGAUUCAAUCACAAAAUACCCCCACAACGAGUGGUUUAAACUUCCAAGGACCACCAUUGCGGGGCCGUCAGCGCUAUUACCAGUCUACUCCAUACACAAGGACUGGGGUGCAGCGGGGCCAGCACAUGAACAGUGGACGGCGCCGGGGACAUCCUCUGCCAGCGCAAUUACCGCAAAUACGGCGCCCGCUGCAACCGCCGCCGCCGCCACUGCGGCGCCAACAGGCUCAAGCUACCGACCUUAUAAGAAAUUUACCAGCCAAGAAUACAUCGACCUAGACAGGGAAAUAUCCCAUUUAUUGAAUAUAGGAGCUAUUGAAAUAUCAAUCAACCCCAACAUCGUUUUGGUCCUUCGAGCCUUCGGAACAGGCGGGAUCAGUCGCGAGUGUCGUGAAUCUUAG